CCAGAGGAAGUGCAGUUAACAACGAAUGUCACUUCUAAAAAAGCAUGUCUGAAUGAUGUAGUGUUCUUCAACUGCUCAGCUGCUAAUGCAAAUCCACCAGUGGCAUUAUAUCAGUUUUUUGAGAAUGAUGUUCUGUUCGGUAGUAGCAGCUCAGGAGAGUUCAGCGAAAUGGCAAUGAACAGUGGUAAUUUAAGAUACAAAUGUGUGGCAAACAAUACUGCAGGAACAACAAGCAACCAGGAUGUUUCCAUUACUGUUAAUGGUAAGGCCAAUAAUGAUUGUAUAAAAAAAAUAGGAUGCGUUCUGUUUUUUUUUUCCUGUUUGCUUGUUUUUGUCAGUUCCCCUCUUCUUGUAAAGUGUAUCACUUUCUUCCAGGGGUCAAUUUAAUAAAACUUUUACAAGUGUAAUUUACAAGUGUAGCCAUUGUUUUGGAGUCUGAAAACAAUAGCCACACUUGUAAAUUACAAUUGAGGUUAUUUUUGGAAUUUAACAGUAUUGACGUCCCAGGCGUUCAGUUCAGGGUUAUCAAAAUGUAAUGUUAUGCAGUACUUGAAGAACCCCCGCUCCUGAGUUCUUUCACAGCCUUAUCAUAUAACUUUUAAUCACAGAUCUGAAAUAUAAUGGACACAGCUUUUGUACAUGUAUGAUGAUUACUCAUGCACUCCGUUUCUUACACUGAUAAUUAUAUUAAAAAAAGAGAGAGAGAGAGGGAGAGAAUAAAACCAUUAUAUAUUAAAUCUCCCUUAAAAUUGCAGUGCCUGCAUCCAUUCAGUCAAUCAAAGAUCAGUUUGUUGUUGAACAUCGCAAUAAAAGUCUCAUUUGUAAUGCAUCUGGGACCCCUCAGCCAACUGUGUUUUGGAUCAAUGUCGCCAGUGGUCAGCGCACAAACAGCAGUGUCCUGGAGUUUACCAACAUUAACAGAAAUGAAGCUGGAAAAUACAGAUGUGAAGCUAGCAAUGAUUGUGGAAGUGCAGUAGAGGCAAUUAACGUUACUGUACGGUGUGAGUAGAUUAAGCAUUAAGACAUUGCAUUGGUUCAUAUCUAGUGAUGGAUCAAGCAGAACCUUUUUAUACUCUGAAAAAUAAUUAUAACAACAAUAAUGAUGCUAUGACACUGUAGGAUAAUCCCAACAUUUACAAUAAUAAAGUGGAAGGCAAUAUGGAUACAUGAUAAUUAUUACAGCAGAAACAACAUUAAUUUCGUGCGUUGUAAGUCAUAGAAAUACUGCACAACCAGAGGACAAAAAUUAUUGGGUUCUUUACCUAAGGCUAUAAACCGGAUGUUAUAUUUAAUGCACUGUUGUGUAUGAUUUAAGGUACUACAAUGACUAAUAAACUAAAUCGAACUAAAGCAGCAAUAAUUAUUGUCCUUUAAAUGAUACUUCUUUUAUGCGUGUUUUUACUCCAUUCUAGAUCCACCAGAAAAUGUCCUAUUAAGAACAAAUGCCACUGCAAAUAAAUCUUGUCGGAAUGAUGCAGUAAGCUUCACAUGCUCAGCCGAUGGUGUUCCAUCCGCGAUGUCAUUCCAGUUGUUUAAAGAUAACGUUCCCAUGGAGAUAAGUGCCUCAGGGGUGUGGGUGAAAACACUGUCCGAAGGAGGCAUUUUUGCCCACACAUGUGUAGCUAACAAUUCCAUUGGAUCAGCAAGCAGCACAUAUGUUAACAUUACUGUACAUGGUAAGUGAGGCCACAAAAAUACGUUGGUACUCAUGUUAACACUUAAGACUGAUUUGACUGAUUCCAGUUACGCACGAUCUGAUCUCUAUGUUCACUGUAUAUAUUCUGCUACAUCAGCGUCUAAUGAAGAACAUCAGUGACAUCAUGGGCGUACACAUAUAUGUCAUAACUGAGAAACUGUGUGCAAUAAAUUUUCUUAAUUAAAUAGAUGCGUGUAGACUUGUUCCUGGAAGAUUCCCAGAUUCCCCUCGUGGUUUCGACUUUUUUAAGCAACUAAACUGUACUAAGAGUGCUGGCAUUUUGUGUGAUACUGGAGGAGGUGCAAAUAGCUGCGAGAUGAGACGAGUACUUGUUUUCUAUUUUCGAAUGGUUUAUCUCAGAAACUCAUAUGAGUUUCUGUUUAUACAGAAACUCAUAAGGAGUUGAAACGUGUAACUCUCUUAUGUUUGCUUUGUCCGAUGCUCGUGAUUAAUCAUUUUCGAAAGUACCAUAUUUGGAACGAGAAGAAGAGAUAACUGACCAAUCAAACUUCGUAAACAACGUGACGUAAUUUUCGUUCAGGUUCCCGCGCCCGCUUUAAAAAAUGGCCGACAAAUGGGGGAAAAACUCCCGAAAGCCGAGAAAGCUUUCAAAGGUUGAAAUCGGGAAUAUUACCGAAACACUGAGCAGGAUAUUAUUGCCUUACCCCCCUGGCCAAACGUAACAUUAUGAAACCCAUUGACGGCCUCGCAACUUCUUGAAGGUGUCACUUCAAAAAACGAUGCCUCGUUAACCCUCUGCACAGUAGCUUAUACUGAAAAUAGGCUUUUAAAAUUUUCAUGUUAAAAGUCUAGAAUAAACAGUGAAAAAUAUUUUCGAAUAAAAUUCAUUAGCUACGUAUCGAAAGUGUCCAAAACCUGAACCUGACAUCUUCGCAAAACGUGAUGCUUGUAAUGAAUGUGAGAAGCAUCUUAAAUUAAGCUUAGAUGUUGUAGUGACGAUCGUGUUUUGAGCUAAUUUUAUGACUGAACAAACUCAAAACAAUAGACAGAGAAGCCGUUUCUUGAAAAUUUUUAUUCAAAGUCCAAAAAGUUAAUCCUUUAAAGCAAUUCGGAAAACACUAUCUGGAUCGUGGAUCCGUUCACGCAAGUGACGUCGGCUAAGCACAUAGCAAAAUUCAACGCAAAAUCCACCUCAAAUCAGGGCACAUUUUGUAAUUUUUCUUUAGCGCCGAAGAGAAAAAUUUAUAAAACGUCUAUGAAACAUUUAAAAAUACAUAAAUUCCCUUUCAAAAACGUAAUUGUCUUGGCCAUAGAGUGCAAAAUGUACCUGAAAAUUCAGCAAAAACUUCGCUGACUUGGUUGCAUUUCAAAACAGACCAUGGGCUCCGCCGUGAAGAAAACAAGGUUGAAUUCCCCGAAGGACGAUUUCUUGAUGAAAAGCUUCCCUUUCAUCACAAAAAGAAAGCUGAGCAUUCUUUGAACUUUCUCUUUCAAUUUUUGUCUUUUAACACUGUAUUUUUAACCUUAAAAUGCAGAACUCUUGUCUUAAAACAUCUGCAUGGUGAUCGCGCAGCAGCCAUUUUGUUGAAAAUGGAUAUCCGUCACUAAGAUUUCCAAAUAUGGUCAAAAUGAAUAUUCACAAGCAUUGAACGCGAGUUACACGUUUCAACCCCUUAUGGGUUUCUGGUUUAUAUUAAUUCUUUCCUUAGAACUCAUAGUCUUAUGUUUUUGACCAUACGAUGGACUCGUUUUAAGAGCACGAGUAGUGUCAGUUGGUUUAUAUCUGAAGCACAGCACAUGCUCCUGUAGUACUCACAUUACAGUACAGUCACUUUUCUGCCAGUUCAUUUGCAUUUUCGAUCCAUAUGUCCCUUAGAAAAAGUUGUUCACGCAGUCGUCUGUAGCACAUACAGCUUUAGUAUCUGUGCUAUCUGUGCAGUAGAAACAGCGGUUGGUCUUCCUUUUUUUUUACUUUCAUUUUUAUUUUUCACCCCAGUGCCAUCAACCAUCCAGCCUUUGCAAAACAAGACAAUAACUGAAGGUGGUAACUUGAACCAGUGUUGUAAUGCAUCUGGUACUCCUCCGCCAGUCGUGUCAUGGAUGAGAAUCAGCACUGGUCAACGCUUUGAUGGUAGUGUGUCACAGCUUAUCAAUAUUAACAGGGGUGAAGCUAGAAACUACAAGUGUGAAGCCAGCAAUGAGUGUGGUAAUGCGUCAGAGGUACAAGACAUCGACGUGCAAUGUAAGUAAUGGACGGAGUUCACCAAAGUCGCCCAUAUCCUUAGGGAGCUUAGGCAACAACGUCAGCGACGACGACAAAAACCUCACUUAAAAAGUGAACUGGUCCUGUUCCAAACAUCAUCGCUAUCAAUCCGCCUUAUUCGAUGUCAAAAUUAAGGUCGGCAAAUUUCGUUUCCUUUUUCAUAAAGGACUACGUGAGUUCAGAAAAAGAAAAACUACUACGUCUUAGUCUCGCAAAAAAAAAAAAUAGAUAAACAAAAAAAGAAAAGAAAAGAAAGUGGGAUGCACUUGCAAAGUUGUUUUGCUUAUUAACCCUAUAUAUUGCUGUUUUACCGUUCUCCUUUUUAAUUUCCGUUGCCACCGCCAUCGUCGUUGCUUAAGCUCCCUCUUAAGCUUUCAGUCAGUGUUAGGGUUCCUGUACGAGUAUGUGUUUUGUGAGCCAUUGACAACGUCCUGUCUGGAGUCUCUCUUGAAUUGCCGUGCCCUAGCAGCAGAUGGGAAGGAGAGAGACCCUGAAUAAAAGUUUGUGAAAUUGACAUCACAUUGACUGGUCUGUUUAGCUCCCCUUUUGCCCUAAUAUAAAUGAAAAAAGAACACUUUACACGAGACAUUGUCGAGGGAAUUGAGCACUUUCAUAGAUUAUGCAUAGAAAUAAAUUUGACUUAGACGAAAUUUGAUUGCCCUACUCUUCAAAACCCAUUGGGCAUUAAUCCAGUGGCGACUUUUUUUUCACUGUCUUAUGGAUUGCUGGUGGACCCUUUUUUUAGACUGUCAUUUUUAGUGCACAGGACCGGCUCUCUGACUAAAGACUCACAAGAUUUUAUGAGCUGUUUUAUAAGGGGAUAUUCUUUAAAAAUUGGGUUAACGUUUGUUUGAUAUGCACCGUAGUACAGGGACUGUGAUGGCAAUACAAUUAAGCGAACCAAGAUAAAGAGUACCUGGAGAGUAGCAUUAAAGUUAUGGUGUGUUUGGUGGUUGUAUGAUUAUUGUUUUCGUUUUUUGUUUUUAUGUUCUACUGUUUUGGAAGGAAAUCGAAUUCCACAUAUACAAGUGAAUGACGUCUUUUGGCCAACGUUUUGAUUUUUCCUAGUUAUAAUGUCACAUUAAUUGUUGAUUGAACUAUGUCAUGUUAAUUUCAUCAUUUUUUCCUUGUAGACAAGCCAGAGAACGUCCAGCUAACAACAAACGCCAGUGCAAACAAAGCAUGCCAGAAUGACGUCUUGAAACUUACUUGUUCAGUCGGUGAUGCUAAUCCAGAAGUGACUUCAUAUCAGUUGUUUCGAAAUGACACUGAUCUUGGGGAAAGCAACACAGGAAUGUGGGUUCAAACACUGUCAAACAGCGGACUAUCGAUGUGCAAAUGUGUGGCAAACAACUCUGUGGGAAGCGCAGAAAGCCCGAGUGUUUCCAUCACCGUUAAUGGUAAUCAUGAAUUUCGUUUCUAUGUCCGCCUCUUUUCACCCUUCCGGCGGAGCCUUUCUAUUGCUAGUUUGAUGUUGGCGCACUCGAGAAAGACUCUGCUUGCAUCAGUUAAAAUCUUUGUUGAGCAUGCAUUAAAUGCUGCUUGGAUAAAGUUUCGAUUACAGGCCUAAUACCUGUGCGCUUGGUACAGCAGGCUCAGUUAUUAGAUUAUCGGUUUAUCAGUAAGCGGAUGCUCACACUCGAAAAAGCCACAAAAUAAGAUUGACUUGUGCAGAAGUUCGGGAUGCGGCGACUUCAAAGGCCAGACGCGAUUCAGACAGAGCCUCCUUAAAAUCUCAUCCAUAAUUAAGAAAUAAAAAUCACGCUCAGGCGGUGCUCGCAGGGUGACCUGUUUUAUUUAGUUGUUCAAAUUAUUAAUAAACUUUUUUGGUUAAUGAUAAGGAAUUUUGGAGAGUAUUCGCUUCCUCUUGCGGUGUUCCCUUUUCGUAUGUACCUCCUUGACUGUGUUUCUUGUAUGAUGUUUAAACGGCAAUUUGUACCUAUUCAGCCCCUAGGUUUUCAUUAGUGACAAUGCUAUCCAUUGAAUAAACGGAACUGAAAUAGAGCUGGCUGCUAUUCAUCACGUUUAGCUGAAACCGUUUUAAUCUUUUGCAUGGGCUUUGCCCUCAGUCCGUAUUUGUCUUUUCCGCAAUUUAUCUUGCGUUUUCUGCAAUUUUAGGCACCUCUUUAGUCAAAUCUUUGAAGGUUUCUUGGUAAUUGCUUGAAAGUAGACCUACACCUUCAAUUUUCCUCUUACGUUUCCAUUAUUUUAUUGCAGUGCCACCGACUAUCGCACCAAUACUAGAUAAGACAGUUAACGAGACUGACAACUUAACUUUGCCCUGCGUGUCAACUGGUGUCCUUUCACCCUUUGUUUCCUGGGUGAAGGUUAGCAGUGGACAGCGCACAAAUGGAAGUUUGCUACAGCUGACUAAUGUUAGUAGGAGUCAAGCUGGGGAAUACAGAUGUGAGGCCAGCAACGAAUGUGGCAAUGCUGUGGAGAGGGUGAACAUCACCGUACCAUGUAAGUUGCAAAGGUGUCGCUCAUGCCAUGGUAUUUUGAGCAAUCGCGAGAAUUUCUGUAUUUUAAGAAGAGCGUGAAAUGUUGUCAAGAACUCAUAAAUUCCUUUGGCUUGAGAAAACAACCGCCACACUGAUGAUGCGUCACUACCCAGAUCUGGGCAGUUCUUCUGAUUGGAUGAAGCAAAUUAUCAACCAAUCAGGGGCACUUCCCAGAUCUAGGUAGUGCUGCGUCAUGGAAUUUCUGCGCUACUUCCUCAGACCUCAUUUUGCGGGGAAUCCAGUGGUGGCUUCGCGAAAUGUCUGCUCUUUUCUCAGGCUAAAAUACCUGUUGUUAAAAUUUCUUCAACAUCAUAAUGAUGCAGGAUCAGGGUAAAGUAGUACACAGUUCUAUCCCUGCUCCUUUAGUUUUUAGUGUUUGCCUGUUAGACUUCCAUCAAAACAUUCGGACGAUUUAGACGGUUAUAUGGAUACUAUCCUACAUGUAUACAGAGACUUACGAUCACCCGCAUCGCGCGAGGUGUUUCCAUGUGAUCAUCUCGAUCGCCUGAUUACCGGCCUAUAUACAGACUUCUGCAUUUCAACCCAGUGUACUGAGAUCUCCCCAAUCGUACGGAUCGUCCUGUAUGGCAUCAGAAAUGUUUCUAUAUGAUCAUCUCAAUCGCCUGAAUGCCGGCCUGUAUACAGGUUGCGAUCAACCCAAUGGUACGGAUCGUCUUGUAACGCAUGAGAGGUGUUCCAUAUGAUUGUCUCGCCUGCUGAAACAUUGUAAAAUACCCUUCCUAGAUAAUUCUUCCCGACUGUCGGAAGAUUGAAGGGCCACUUCUCGCUGGGUAAUUUGAAGACGAACCGGGUGAUCGAUACGAGCCAGACGAUUAUAUAGAAGAGAGGGGAAACAAGGGAUAAGACCUCGGAAAUCUACUUUGUAGUGCGCACUUUAGACAAAUAUACGUUCAUCUAACUCUAAAGUGACCUUGACGUUAUUCUUCCUAUAUCCCCAAACUUAUGGCAUGAUUACAGGGUGUUGACAGUAAUUUUCGUUGCACCUGAAAAUGCAUAUUAAAUUAUUAUUUCUAGUCAAACCUUAGAAUGUACGUUUGGUAGCGACCAACAUUGGGGAUGAAGCCUGCCAGAACGAUUCUGUGCCCCAGAGGUGCUCAGCUGAUGCUAGUCCACCAGUCUGGUCUUAUCAGUUUUUUGAAAAUGAUGUUCUUUUGGGAAGUAACACUAUAUUUUGUACACAGAUACCCCUUGAACCGGCACGGAAACUAUAUCGGAUAGGGGUUCUAUUCACAGGCGAGAACGUAAGAAGCUGUGCCGCGCUGAUCUUGAAAGUGUAUCGUCACAGAUAUAUCGGAAGGGUUUCUGUGCCACUGUUCAGCACAGUUUGAACAGGCUUUCAUACAAUACCAGAUCGCUUUUCAUUUCGACAAGAAAGACUUUCGUGUGUAUUGUAGAUGUACAUGUACCGUUAGCCUGGUUAGCUCAGUUGGAAGAACGCCAGUCUGCUGAGCGGGAGGCCACAGGUUCGAACCCCGGCCGCACGAACACUCAGGGUCUUUAAAUAACCGAGAAGAAGGUGCUGCCUUUGGAAUGACAUCUGCGAACGGUUAGACUUUCUAGUUUUCUCUGACGAGGACGAAAAAACGUAGGUCCCGUCUCACAGCACUUAGACUUAUCUGGUUCUUGAAGGACGUAAAAGAACCCACACCAUUGUUCGAAAAGAGUAGGGGACGUAGACCCCGGUGGUGUGGCCAACCUUCACACAUCACUGUGUUCACACAUCAUUCACAUCAUGGGCUGGGUGGGUACAGUAAGCUCAUAAAUGGGCUGAGAGCGGCUGCCAGUGGCGCCUUUGUAUGCUGACGUCCGAGCUCACUGUUCACAUGUUAAUAUAUAUUGUAAAGACGGCACGUCUGUUGUCCUCUCAUCCAUGACUUCGUCGUUCCUUCCAAAGUUAGCUAUACUGCGCUCUUAUGUCGUGAAGCUGGUGUUAUAUGUAACGUGCAGUUCGUGCAAAGAAAACCAAUUAAGAAGAAAACAGCAGUAAAAAGAAUAUAACGGUAAUCUUUCAACAUUUAUUUUGGGAUUCCAUGUAAUUUUUGCUUGAUUGCAGUACCGUCAUCCAUCCAAUCGAUACAAAAUGAGACUUUUAUUGAAGGUUCAAGCUGGAAUCUGACCUGUGACGCGUCUGGAAUCCCUUCAACCAUCGUUGCUUGGAUCGAAGAGGGCAGUGGUCAACGCACACCAGGAAAUGUUUUGAGGUUGAUAGAUAUUUACAGAAAUCAACGUGGAGAGUACAGAUGUGAAGCACGCAAUAGGUGUGGCAAUAAGUCAGUGACUACAUUCGUCGAUGUGCUUUGUAAGUGACUGUUGAAGACCUGGCCAUGAACUUAGAUCAUGGAGAUCAAAUGGAUAUGAUCAUAUUAGAUUUCAGUAACGCUUUUGAUAAAGUACCCCAUCAACGCAUCAUUAACAAAUUGAAGUUUUAUGGCAUUAAGGGAAGUACCCUUACUUGGCUUAAAGCUUGGCUCACUAGUAGAUCACACACUGUCAUAUUAGAUGGCAUGUGUUCGAAAUCUGUAGAUGUGACUUCAGGGGUACUUCAAGGCACAGUACUAGGUCCAUUAAUGUUUUUGUUAUUCAUUAAUGAUAUGCAAGAUGAUUUAGUAUGUACUCUAAGAUUGUUUGCUGAUGGUGCUUUAUUGUAUCAUAAAAUCACUUAUAAUGAUGACACCUUGGCUUUACAGGGUGACCUAGACAAACUAGGCCUAUGGGCUGAUAGAUGGCAGAUGCUGUUCAAUCCCUCCAAAUCCUACAAAAUGUCUGUUUUCCGUAGUAGAUCCCCAGUAGUUAAAGACUACACCCUUUACAACCAAACACUGGUAGCUGUUGAGCAACACCCUUAUUUAGGUGUUUUGCUGUCCAGCGAUCUGCGGUGGAACUCUCAUGUGGACAAGAUUGCUAAAAAGGGGAGCUCUUCACUUGCAUUUGUGGGAAGGAACUUGUAUGCCUGCUCUGAAGAAACCAAACGAGCAGCUUAUGUAUCACUUGUCAGACCAUAUCUAGAGUAUGCGACUGCAGUAUGGGAUCCUUAUAGACUGAAUCAAGUGGAGAAACUAGAAGCUAUCCAAAGUCUUGCAGUGAGAUUUGUUAAACAUGAUUAUAGUUAUAACACCAGCGUGUCCAAAUUGAAGAAAUCCCUAUCUUUGGGUUUACUAAGCGAGAGAAGAAAAUCCCACCGUCUACAAAUUUCCAUAAAUCUGUGUACAAUGAUAUUGCUUUGCCUAUUCCGCCUUAUUAUGAAUUGUCUAUUAGGGAAACUAGAAAUUCAUUGAUUCAACCAUCUGUACAUCAUGAUUACUAUAAGUAUAGUUUCUUUCCGAGAACUAUAAGGGACUGGAAUUGUUUAUUACCUGAAACCAGAUCACUUAAUUAUCCAGCAUUUUGCAGUGCAAAAUUAUUUUAAGUUUUAUUUUUAAGUAUAGCUAUAUUCUUAAUUACAUGUUUUAUUUAUUUAUUUAUUUAUUAUUUUUUGUUUAGCUAUGUUUAUAUUUUUUAUUCUUUUAACUGUUCUUGAUGUGUAAUAGCGUUGAAGAGUAUUAAAGUAGAUGUAGAUGUAGAAGUGAAGGGAAUAAUAAUCAUAAGAAUAUGUACAGUGAAACCUGCAUUAAGCUUACUUCGUCUUAAUAAAAUCCUUUCCAGUAUCUCUUGCGUCGCUGAAUUUAGCGAUAUCUAUCUGUAAUUUUCAUGUUUGCAGAAAGAUAGAACAGGGCAGAGUAUCAUUCGUAUGUGAUAUACAACAGACCUGGGGUGAUCAGACGGCUUGAUUGUCCAAUGUGAAAUUAUAUCAAAGUUGCAUUUCAGCUCACUUUCCAAACAAUUCCUGUAUGUCUAUUUUUUUUCCUAUAUAAGGAUUUUGACUUUAUCUUCUGUUUGUAAAUCAUUGUAAGGCGCAUUGAGCUUUGUAAAUGCGCCAUAGAAGAAUGUAUUUAUUAUGACUUUUAUUGUUAUUAUUAUUAAUAUAUAGAUUUAGCCAGGGCUAAAAGCGAAGCUCCCAUUAAUAAAUUUAUAAUUUAAAUCAAACAAUAAACUUGUAAUCCACAAAUCAGUUAACUUANAUCUGUACAUCAUGAUUACUAUAAGUAUAGUUUCUUUCCGAGAACUAUAAGGGACUGGAAUUGUUUAUUACCUGAAACCAGAUCACUUAAUUAUCCAGCAUUUUGCAGUGCAAAAUUAUUUUAAGUUUUAUUUUUAAGUAUAGCUAUAUUCUUAAUUACAUGUUUUAUUUAUUUAUUUAUUUAUUAUUUUUUGUUUAGCUAUGUUUAUAUUUUUUAUUCUUUUAACUGUUCUUGAUGUGUAAUAGCGUUGAAGAGUAUUAAAGUAGAUGUAGAUGUAGAAGUGAAGGGAAUAAUAAUCAUAAGAAUAUGUACAGUGAAACCUGCAUUAAGCUUACUUCGUCUUAAUAAAAUCCUUUCCAGUAUCUCUUGCGUCGCUGAAUUUAGCGAUAUCUAUCUGUAAUUUUCAUGUUUGCAGAAAGAUAGAACAGGGCAGAGUAUCAUUCGUAUGUGAUAUACAACAGACCUGGGGUGAUCAGACGGCUUGAUUGUCCAAUGUGAAAUUAUAUCAAAGUUGCAUUUCAGCUCACUUUCCAAACAAUUCCUGUAUGUCUAUUUUUUUUCCUAUAUAAGGAUUUUGACUUUAUCUUCUGUUUGUAAAUCAUUGUAAGGCGCAUUGAGCUUUGUAAAUGCGCCAUAGAAGAAUGUAUUUAUUAUGACUUUUAUUGUUAUUAUUAUUAAUAUAUAGAUUUAGCCAGGGCUAAAAGCGAAGCUCCCAUUAAUAAAUUUAUAAUUUAAAUCAAACAAUAAACUUGUAAUCCACAAAUCAGUUAACUUAAGGGCACAUAUGUGACUUUUUAGGGAAAGCUAAGGAUAAGUGAUUUUAGAGUGAAAAAAAAUCUUACAUCGAAUUGAUAGCCGUAUAUAUACACCAAAAAAUAGCAAUCAUCUUUGAUCACAUUUAAGAGCCAUAAUAGCUCUUGAUCACAGUAGAUUAGGCCUGGAAAAAGAAUUCUUGGAAAACAAAUCAGGCCGAAUUUUUUGCGUUCGACAAGUUUACUUAACAAAAUCUUGCCAACAACUCUGGGUGCGUGUAAAACAACAUUUCAUACUUUUUAUACAUCACAUAUGAGGUGAAACAGUGAUAUGAGACUCUGUUUUUAUCAUACAGACCUCAAACAAAAUGCAGUAUUUCACAAUUUUUCAAGACAAAUUGCACUCAUUCAUUAUUCAGAACCGUGCGAAGCACGCGCCUGCUUUUAGCAAAAAAAGCCAAAUUUUCAGUGAACAUUAACGGUGAACAUUAGUCCAUGCGGACUACUUUCCACUACCCGGAAAGUCCGCACGGACGGACGUAGCUGACGUCAUAACCAAAAUUUCUCGGAUGGAUAGUUUACCAAAUUAUCUUAGUUAUGGUGCUCCGCUCGCGCGCGCAAGGAGCUCCGCUAUUAAUGAUAUGUUUACUUCCUGCCAAGUUUAAAAGGGAGGACGAGGAGGUGUGAAUUUCCUCUUGCGUCUCGUACUCGUUUGCUCUUGCCAGGUCUGUCAAGCCUCGACUCGACUGACUUGAAAGGCACUGCUUGCAGUCUAAUGAAAACCAACCUUGACUGUAACUAAUAAAGACCUUUAGAUUCUAGGACGAGAACGAUUACAAGUACGAGAUUUGACUUAAAGUUUUUUCGCGUAUUCUCAAAUUAUAGACACCCCGAAAAGCUUCAUUGCACCUCUUUUUCGCCAAAGAAUUAGCACUGUUAUCUUUACUGAAGGAGCUUAAGCCACAUCCCGGCUGCAAAAUGAUAAAGCCUCUAACAGUCUAUAACUUGUUUCCGUUACCACGACAUUCUGGCUAAAACUCUUAGCAGGAUGACGACGGCAAUCAUGUUUCCCGCCAAAAUGACGCUGGUUCACGCGCAAGCCCUACUUGGUAUUGUGAAAAUCUCGUACUCGUAGUCGUACUCGUCUUAGAAUCCAAAGCUCUCUAAUAUUCUAUUAUUGUCUUUUUUUACCUAGACCCUCCAGUCGUAACACACAUUUCUAACAACCAGAUACUGAAUGAAGGCUCCAGUGUGACUCUGAACUGCUCAGCAGAUGGUAAUCCACCUCCAGUAAUCAGCUGGACAAUGGUCUCUGAUAACAGUGCUGUCAUUUUUCCUCUGACCGAUAUUGGACAAUUGGAUGAAGGAACCUACAGAUGCACUGCUUAUAAUGGUGUUGGAAGUGUUGUUACAAGAGAUGUGUCCGUAUUUGUACAUUGUGAG
This is a messenger RNA of Porites evermanni, 12695 nucleotides long. The record is from the annotation of a GenBank genome assembly. Lineage: Eukaryota; Metazoa; Cnidaria; Anthozoa; Scleractinia; Poritidae.